Salvelinus sp. IW2-2015 is the source of this 594-nucleotide messenger RNA. RefSeq names its product RNA pseudouridine synthase domain containing 1 (gene rpusd1). Gene Ontology annotation, biological process: enzyme-directed rRNA pseudouridine synthesis. Gene Ontology annotation, molecular function: pseudouridine synthase activity; RNA binding. NCBI's taxonomy places the organism in Eukaryota, Metazoa, Chordata, Actinopteri, Salmoniformes, Salmonidae. The record is from RefSeq and is a predicted model, not a curated record.
AUGAGAAACACACGGUCCAGAACAGCUUGGGCUGAGCUUCCUGAGCUGGCGCCCCGGCCGUACUAUGGAUUUAGGUUCUAUCACCAGCCAGACUACUCCACCAGUGGGGUUCUGUGCGUGGUUCUGAACAAGGCUGCUGUUGGUUCUACCUACCACUGCUUUAACCACUGCAUAGCUACCAAGGCCUACCUAGUGCUGGUGUGAGGCUGGGUAGAGGAGGAGAAGAUGACUGUAGAUUUCUCUGUCGGUAAAAACCCCACAGAGGGAAGAACACACUUGAUGUGUAUCCAAGGAACAGAUGGUUUUGAGAACCCCAAGCCCUGUCAGACCCGGUUCACAGUGUUGAAGUACAGUUCUUAUAAUGGAGACCUUGUCACCAAAGUGCUGUUGCAGCCUCACACAGGUCGUACCCACCAGCUGAGGGUCCACUGUGAGGCGGUAGGCCACCCCAUCGUAGGAGACUACACCUACAGCCUGGGAGCAGACAGGGCUCCCUAUCAUAUGAUGCUGGAUGCAUACCAUAUACACCUCCCCCUGAAGUCCCUUCCCCCUGCAGGAUCAGAGGAGGUGUAUAAUGUAUCGGUGGUUGUCUGA